This is a messenger RNA of Hydra vulgaris (swiftwater hydra), 603 nucleotides long. Its product is annotated as D-aminoacyl-tRNA deacylase 2. Gene Ontology annotation, biological process: tRNA metabolic process. NCBI's taxonomy places the organism in Eukaryota, Metazoa, Cnidaria, Hydrozoa, Anthoathecata, Hydridae. Gene Ontology annotation, molecular function: D-tyrosyl-tRNA(Tyr) deacylase activity. Gene Ontology annotation, cellular component: cytoplasm. The record is from RefSeq and is a predicted model, not a curated record.
UACUAACUCCUCAUUAAACUUUAAAAUUGUUUUAAAAUUUUAAAACUUAUAAAAAUGAAAAAGCCAAAAUGAAAUUAUCAAGAGCUGUUUUGCAGCAAUGUGUAUCAGCUCGUUUGUUAGUCAAACCUGCUACUGAUGAACAGCCUGCCGAUUAUGUGAAGAUAUCAAAUGGUGUUGUGAUAUUUAUAUGUUUUAUGAAAGGUGCUAAUUCCAUUUUAAUUCCUAAGUUAGUUAAAUGUCUUUUGGAAAUCAAAUUGAGUUAUUGUGCAAAGCAAAAUAAGCGUGUUUCAAUAUUAGAACUACCUGGAGACAUUCUAAUAGUACCGCAAGCCACAUUAGGUGGGAAAGUUAAAGGAAAGGUUGUUCAAUAUCAUAAUAACAUUGAUAAAGAAGCUGGCGAAGUUCUCUAUCAAAGAUUUGUUGAUCACGUUAAAGAGGUUUUUGAAGAAAACAGAAUACACCUACCAAAUGAAUGCUCCGUGAAAAAUGGAACUUAUGGAAACCUACAAGUGUUAAGUAUGGAAACGAAUGGCCCUUACACUCACGUUAUCGACAUGUAGUUUUUUUGAUAAUAUUGUGUAAAUAGGAAAUAUUUAUAUAAAA